AUUGAAAUUUAAUGUUAACCUAAAAUUAAUAUUAAAAUAAGUAAAAACCGAUAGCAGUAUCGGCAAAAAUUGACGAAUAAUAUUCUCUGUAUUAUGUUAUAUAACCUCUGUGGAAUAGUUGGAAAGGUUACUUUCUUCUUAGUUCUCAGUAAUUACUAGCUAUCAUAUGAUAUUUGAAAAUUAAAUUGCAAAAAUUAUUAGUUUUUUGAAAGGGGAUGAUAUUUAACAGGAAUCCAUUCAGGCAUAUACAGAAUAUUGCCAGAUAAAAGCUGUUCAGUUCAAAAUCUCAAGUGAAGUAGUGGAAUAUUGAUUUCUUUCAUUCAACUUGAUUAUGUUAUUAUAGUUUCUUUUGACAAUAAAAUGCUAAAUCAACAACAUCCUCUGUUGAACACUAUAGACUCGUAUAUAGAGCCGCUUUUGAAACGCGUUUUACAAACUAAAAGGCUUGGUGUUUCUUAUGGUCCGAUAAAAUUGGAUUCAGUAUCAUCGAGUUGCAAUAAGAACAAAAAUGAUUGUUUCAAAUUAUUGAUUCCCUAUGCUGGGGAGCACCUUAUGUGGAAUGUGUUAUUUGAUUCGCAAUGUCCAGAAAUGGGUCCGGAUUUCAUAUUCAAUGAUCAAACUUUUUUAAUGGAUCCAGAUAUUGAUAUUUUAUCUACUUGGGUACCUAGUCUUGUUAAAUGGAAUCCUAACAAUACUGAUGCAUUGCUCAAUGUACUAAUGGAGUUGUUAUUGUAUUACAAGGAACAUCAGAUACAGUUACUUGGAAAACAGGGAGAUCGUUUACAACUUGAAUACAGUACACUUGUUGGAGAAACAGAGAUAUGUAAAGAAGAUAUAGAAGUGAUGUUGUUACUAGGAUUGAAGCCUAUGGAAGCACGAUUUUUAAUUCGCAUAUCUAUGGAUUAUACACGAUUACCUCCACGUAUAAAUAAGUCGCAAAAUGAUGAAGCAAUGCUUCUAGUUACAUUUUAUGGUCCAGAUUGGAAUCGUAUUUCGCCGCAACUUUAUUUAUCUAAGACCUUGGAGGACGCUAUCGGUAGGCCGGAAUCUUUACACAUUCCACCAUUACCGCCUAACAAAUAUCUAAUGGAUUAUGUUCCCGAAGUAAUAAAAUUCAUGGAAGAGAAAAUAAACAGUGCAGUUCAGUGUUUUGAAAACAGAAAAGAGUUUAUCGUGUUUUUACUUGUAUUACAGCGCGGUAGCAUAGUAGAAUAUGAUGCUAUAGAGUUUAAUUGGAUUAUUAUUCUGUUAGAACACCGAGACUUUCAUUUUCUCAUACACUUUAAUCUUCCAUCAAUAUUCCCGAAAGAAAAACCACAAAUUACAUUACAAUCGGUAUAUCAUAUGACAUCACAAGGUAUUUUAUACAGAGAAGUAUUGGAUGAUGCACCAUAUAGUCCUAGAUGGCCAAUGAAAUUGAUGGUUGACAAAUUGUUAACGUACAUAAUAGAAAAUGCUGUUCAAAAGUUUCAGGCGAACUCUGUCAAAAAUAAUCGUUUUUAAUAAUUUAUUCUGAAAAAAAGUUAUAUUUUAUUAUAAAGAAUGUUUAAUAGUUGCAAUUGAAAUAAAGACUAUUUCGUUCCAAUGUAA
Messenger RNA from Acromyrmex echinatior (Panamanian leafcutter ant), 1590 nucleotides. Its product is annotated as BRISC and BRCA1-A complex member 2. Lineage: Eukaryota; Metazoa; Arthropoda; Insecta; Hymenoptera; Formicidae. Gene Ontology annotation, biological process: double-strand break repair. The record is from RefSeq and is a predicted model, not a curated record. Gene Ontology annotation, cellular component: BRCA1-A complex; BRISC complex.